This is a messenger RNA of Nematolebias whitei (Rio pearlfish), 1682 nucleotides long. It is a transcript of the gene jund, whose product is annotated as JunD proto-oncogene, AP-1 transcription factor subunit. Gene Ontology annotation, biological process: regulation of cell population proliferation; regulation of transcription by RNA polymerase II; regulation of cell cycle. The record is from RefSeq and is a predicted model, not a curated record. Gene Ontology annotation, molecular function: DNA-binding transcription factor activity, RNA polymerase II-specific; RNA polymerase II cis-regulatory region sequence-specific DNA binding; transcription factor binding. The transcript has a single exon. Bases 162 to 971 code for a protein of 269 amino acids. NCBI's taxonomy places the organism in Eukaryota, Metazoa, Chordata, Actinopteri, Cyprinodontiformes, Rivulidae. Gene Ontology annotation, cellular component: transcription regulator complex.
AAAAGCCUGAGGCGGUUCGCACGAGCGAACACUCGGUUUCGGCAGCGCGAAACCUCCGUCGGUGCUCGGGAACAGGAACAGGAGGUUUUUCGCACCGCAGCCGGUUUCUCUGAGGUUAUGGGCAGGACGUCGCUGUGAGAUAGCGUCAACACGUGGAAAUAAUGAUGAAGAAGGACAUCAGCUUGACCCUGGCGGACGACGCCGAGCUCAAACCGCACCUCCGCGACGCUGAGAGCAUCCUCAACUCCCCGGACCUGGGGCUGCUCAAGCUGGCCUCCCCGGAGCUGGAGCGGCUAAUCAUCCAGUCCAACGGGAUGGUCACCACGACGCCGACCAGCUCCCAGUUCCUCUACCCGAAGACGGUGACGGAUGAGCAGGAGUUCGCGGAGGGCUUCGUGAAGGCGCUGGAGGACCUGCACAAGCAGAACCAGCUGAGCGGGACGGGUCAGACGAGCAACAGCCUGGACCUCGGCGCUAACGUGGCUCCGGUCCCCGUGCAGCCGGACCUGCCGGUUUACACGAACCUGAACAGUUACGGAAGCGGCCCGCUGGUGACCACGGUCAACUACUCCACGGACACGGUCCCGUUCCCGCCUCCGCCGUCGCACCACCUGGGAGCAGCCGCGCUGCAGCAGCCCGAGCCCCAGAAGGAGGAGCCUCAGACCGUCCCCGACGUGCAGAGCUUCGGGGACAGCCCGCCGCUGUCCCCCGUGGACAUGGACACGCAGGAGCGCAUCAAAGCCGAGCGGAAGCGGCUCAGGAACAGGAUCGCAGCCUCCAAGUGUCGGCGGCGCAAACUGGAGCGGAUCUCCAGGCUGGAGGACAAGGUGAAAACGCUGAAGAGCCAGAACACCGACCUGACGUCCACGGCCAGCCUGCUGCGGGAGCAGGUGAACCAGCUGAAGCAGAAAGUCCUGACCCACGUCAGCAGCGGCUGCCAGCUGCUGCCACACGAAGUCCAGGUGCACUAGACCUCCAGCCGGACCACCGACCAGCAGAUAAGCUCCACAGACUUUCUUCAUGCUGCUUUAUCUAAAGGUAGUGCAGCCUGGAGGUGAGCCAUUCUGCAGGAUGAAUGCCAAGCCACGUCGGCCAGACUCUACGUUACUAAUCAGCUUUUUUAAAACGUCAUCAGGAUUGUUGAUAUGUAAACAGAUGUGGCAGAACAUUAUUCAACAAUCUGAAUAUUGGGACUCUGGCAGUGUCAUCGGCUAAUGAUGAAUCGUUAUUAUCUGUAUUAUUUAUCCACAAAUCACUGUUCUCCAGAGGAUUUUUUACAGAAAUCAGCAACUGAUGUACUGUAUUAGAAAAAAAAAGAACAGUUGCCUUCAGUAUGUUGGAUAUUUUUAAUCCUGCUCUACCUCGUAUGUGCGUUUGCUGUUGGGAGAAAAAUACACUUGAUGACAUUAUGAGACGCAUUUCCAGAUUUUCUCCUGUAAAAAUGUUUACUGACUGUGCGUGCAAUCUCAAAGCUGGACCAAACAGACACAAUCCCUACAAGAUUAUGCACGUUCAUAACACAGCGUACAAGGAGGUGGCUGUAAAGAAAUACAGUGCAUUUACACUCACAUGUGACAUGUUUGACAUAAUAUCCACAUGUAACCUAUUUACUCUGUUUCUGUAGGCAAAGAUUUGCAUGUUUUUGACAAACUCGAAUGUUGCUUGCAGCUCGGGGUCAAAGG